Medicago truncatula (barrel medic) is the source of this 1590-nucleotide messenger RNA. RefSeq names its product pre-mRNA-splicing factor 18. The transcript is spliced from 2 exons. Gene Ontology annotation, cellular component: U2-type post-spliceosomal complex; U4/U6 x U5 tri-snRNP complex; U5 snRNP. NCBI's taxonomy places the organism in Eukaryota, Viridiplantae, Streptophyta, Magnoliopsida, Fabales, Fabaceae. The record is from RefSeq and is a predicted model, not a curated record. Gene Ontology annotation, biological process: RNA splicing; generation of catalytic spliceosome for second transesterification step. The coding region runs from base 139 to 1374 and encodes 411 amino acids.
CCUGACUAUUUGAUUUGCCAAAUCCUCAAAAACAGAGUCGUUUCAUUCGAGUCAAUUGACAAACACCAAAUCCUCAAAAACCUUUUCCUAUCAGAAGACUGAACAAACCACCACAGCACCGUCGUCCAAAACCCUAGGAUGGACCUUCUAAAGCAAGAGCUUCUCAAAAAACGCCAAUCCCUAGCCGAAGAAACCGGCGGCAAGAAAUUCUUCAAACGCUCCGAGAUCCAACAGAAACAAAUCCAAAAACUCCGCGAAGAAGAAAAACGCGAACUCGAAGCCAAAUCUAAAAAACGCAACUCAACGACUUCCGAUACGGUCUCCACCGUAACAACCUCAUCAACCAACGCUUCCUCCUCCGUCACAUCCGCUGCUGCUUCAUCCAGCGCUUCCCUCCCCGAUGAACAAAACAUCGACAGCCUCGUCCUUCCUAAACAAGAAGUCAUCCGCCGUCUUCGUUUUCUCAAACAACCGGUGACGCUAUUCGGCGAAGACGACGAUGUGAGACUCGAUCGGCUUAAAUACGUUCUCAAAGCUGGAUUGUUUGAAGUGGAUAGUGAUAUGACGGAGGGACAGACGAAUGAUUUCUUGCGUGAUAUCGCGGAGUUGAGGAAGAGGCAGAAGACGGGGAUUUUGAGUGAUAGGAAGCGGCAGAAGGCUGAGGACGGUGCUGCUGAGGAUGGUGAUGGUGGUGCUGGUGAUGAUGAUUUGAGUGAUUGUGGUGGAUCUAGUGGUGGUGAUAAUGAUAAGGAUUUGAAAAGGAUGAAGGCGAAUUUCGAGGAGUUGUGUGAUGAGGAUAAGAUUUUGGUGUUUUUCAAGAAGCUGUUGAAUGAGUGGAAACAGGAGUUGCGUGAGAUGGCGGAGACGGAGAAGCGGACUGCUAAAGGGAAGUCUAUGGUUGCUACAUUCAAGCAGUGUGCGCGAUACUUGAACCCGCUGUUUAAGUUUUGUAGGAAGAAGGUUCUUCAGGAUGACAUUCGGCAGGCACUAAUGUUGAUGGUUGACUGCUGUAUGAGGCGAGAUUAUCUGGCUGCAAUGGACCAUUAUAUCAGGCUGGCUAUCGGGAAUGCUCCCUGGCCUAUUGGUGUUACUAUGGUUGGUAUUCACGAAAGAUCUGCCCGUGAAAAGAUCUACACAAAUAGUGUUGCUCACAUCAUGAAUGAUGAAACAACUCGUAAGUACUUACAAUCAGUGAAGAGGUUAAUGACAUUUUGCCAACGGCGUUACCCGACAUUGCCAUCAAAAGCAGUUGAGUUUAACAGUUUGGCAAAUGGGAGUGAUCUGCAGUCACUUUUAGCAGAAGAGAGAUUUAGUGGGGGCAAUCAGUCAUCUGAGGAGAGGCUUAGGAUAAUGCCUGCUCCAAGAGAAAGUUAGUCGUACAUGUUAUUUUCCCUGAAUUGACAUUAUCAUAUGAUAUGUUAUGUACUAUUAUUGAGAAUCCAUGCAAUGUACGAGGAGAAAUUCGCCGACAUAAAAUAUAUGUCGUUGCUAAAUUCAGUCUCUGCUUCUAUUUUUUUCUAAGCGGUUGUAUUAAAGGAAUGCAUGCAUCUGUCAAAAUGGAGAAAACAUGUAAAAUUCUGAUAUUUUCUA